AAACAACAGAGCGCAGAGACUAAAAGGCUAAAAUGGAGAGGCUGACAAUUAUUCUGUUGGGAAAGCAAGGAGCAGGGAAGAGUGCAUCAGGAAACACUCUUCUGGGUUGCCCUGCAUUUCACACAGCGCCCAGCUCAGAGCGAGUUACUCGAGCUUGUUCAAUGAGCUUCUUCACUGUGGACAAUCAAAAAAUCAAAGUUAUUGACACUCCGGGAUGGUGUGAUUCUUCACAGUUUCAGACUGAAAUGAAGCAGAAUAUCAUCGAAUUUGUCAUCAAUUGCAAGCCACAUGUGUUUCUCUUAGUGCUGCCUAUUGGCAGGUUUACCAAUGAAGAGAUAAAAACAGUCAUGAACAUCCUGAAGGAGUUUGGGGAUGAAGUCAUCAAAUACAUGAUUGUGCUGUUCACCAAAGAGGAUGAGCUGGAGAAGAGACCUAUUGAAGACUACCUGGAAGAACUUCACUCAGAUUUGAAAAAACUUAAUUCAGGUAUGUGGAGAAAGAUACCAUGUCUUUAACAACAGAGAAAAAAAAGAUCGCCAUCAAGUCUCUUCACUUCUAAAAAAGAUGAAUGAGAUUGUGGAGAAGAAUGAAGAAAAACGUUACACCGAAGCUACGUAUAACUUGAAAAAGAAAGAAGUGCCAGAAAACAGAAAACGUCCUGAGGAAAAUGAAAAACGUGAUGAUGACCUAGUCAGCAGGUGUGAUGCUACUGAUAAAGAGAAAGGGGAGAAGAAGAAUUGAAUGACAGUAAAGAGCUAGAAGAGUUAAAGCAGAAACUUCAUGUGCUAAUUAAAGACAUGGAAGACAUGGACCAGCAGAAGAAGGACAUCCAGCAACUGCAAGGAGAGUUAAAAACAGUGCAAGGAGAACUGGAAAAAACAAAAAAAGACCUAGACCUGCUUCAGAAGAAAAUUGAAUGAAAAUUACAACAGGAACAUAGUUUUAAAAUUUAAAGUAAUCUGCUGUAUUAGGUGCACAGAAAUAAAUAUUGUGCAGUGAAAUUUGGCAUCUUUAAUCAGGUAAACUAUA
Messenger RNA from Carassius auratus (goldfish), 1029 nucleotides. Its product is annotated as GTPase IMAP family member 4-like. Gene Ontology annotation, molecular function: GTP binding. The transcript has 2 exons. The record is from RefSeq and is a predicted model, not a curated record. Bases 33 to 515 code for a protein of 160 amino acids. NCBI's taxonomy places the organism in Eukaryota, Metazoa, Chordata, Actinopteri, Cypriniformes, Cyprinidae.